GGCUACAAACCCCCUUCUCCGUCCUCUUACUAUAUAAAUAUCUUUAUCCGCCGCUCCGCCAUCUCCCGUUUUCCAUUCGCAGAGCAGAGCUUUCUCACAGAACAAACCAAACGCUCUUUUCUCUGCUAAGCUCACUUCUCUCACUUCUGCACUACCAGAUAUCCUUUUUCCGCCGGCGAAGAUGCGUGAGAUCCUCCACAUCCAGGGCGGCCAGUGCGGCAACCAGAUCGGAGCCAAGUUCUGGGAGGUCGUCUGCGCCGAGCACGAGAUCGACAGCACCGGGAGGUACCAGGGCAGCACCGAUAUCCAGCUCGAGCGGGUGAAUGUUUACUACAACGAGGCGAGCUGCGGGAGGUUCGUCCCUCGUGCGGUGCUCAUGGAUCUGGAGCCUGGCACCAUGGACAGCGUCAGAUCUGGUCCAUACGGCCAGAUUUUCCGCCCUGACAACUUCGUCUUUGGCCAGUCCGGCGCCGGCAACAACUGGGCCAAGGGACACUACACCGAAGGCGCCGAGCUCAUCGACUCGGUCCUCGACGUCGUGAGGAAGGAGGCCGAGAACUGUGACUGCUUGCAAGGUUUCCAGGUCUGCCACUCUUUGGGAGGAGGUACUGGUUCAGGAAUGGGAACACUCUUGAUAUCCAAGAUCAGGGAGGAGUACCCUGACAGAAUGAUGCUCACUUUCUCCGUCUUCCCAUCACCAAAGGUGUCUGAUACCGUUGUUGAGCCUUACAACGCGACCCUCUCGGUUCAUCAGCUCGUCGAGAACGCAGAUGAGUGUAUGGUUCUCGACAACGAGGCUCUGUACGACAUCUGCUUCCGCACCCUCAAGCUCACCACUCCUAGCUUUGGAGACCUGAACCACUUGAUCUCAGCAACCAUGAGCGGAGUCACCUGCUGUCUCCGUUUCCCCGGCCAGCUCAACUCCGACCUCCGUAAGCUCGCAGUCAACCUGAUCCCAUUCCCGCGGCUGCACUUCUUCAUGGUCGGGUUCGCUCCGCUCACAUCUCGUGGGUCGCAGCAGUACCGCGCAUUGACCGUCCCUGAGCUUGCCCAGCAGAUGUGGGACGCUAAGAACAUGAUGUGCGCCGCAGAUCCGCGCCACGGCAGGUACCUCACUGCCUCCGCCAUAUUCCGCGGCAAGAUGAGCACCAAGGAGGUCGACGAGCAGAUGAUCAACGUCCAGAACAAGAACUCGUCCUACUUCGUGGAGUGGAUCCCCAACAACGUGAAGUCCACAGUCUGUGACAUCCCUCCCACGGGUUUGCAGAUGGCUUCGACUUUCAUCGGCAACUCGACAUCGAUCCAGGAGAUGUUCCGCAGGGUGAGCGAGCAGUUCACGGCCAUGUUCAGGAGGAAGGCUUUCUUGCAUUGGUACACUGGUGAGGGCAUGGACGAGAUGGAGUUCACCGAGGCCGAGAGCAACAUGAAUGAUUUGGUUUCGGAGUAUCAGCAGUACCAGGAUGCUACGGCUGAGGAGGAAGGGUAUGAGGAUUAUGAAGAGGAGGAGGAAGGUGUAGGGGAAGAGUACUAGUUUUGGUUAUUAGUAGUUGUAUUUUUCCUUUUCCCCGUUGUUUUGCUACAAUAUUCUGUCGCGGUUCUUUUCGUUGCUCUGAUUUUGAACCGUUGCGUUCCUGAGAAUUCCUAGCUUGGGGAUUUAUCUCUUCUGUAGGGAUCAAUGUUCGCAAUGCUUUUUGGUUGACCGAUUAUGAAACUUUAUCGGUAACUCUUUCCCGUGCUAUUGUAUGCUUUCUAAAGUAAUCGUUUCUUUUUUAUCUCUGUUUGCCAUUAACGGAGUUGGAUGGAAACUAACCGGAGAGUGACUUAACGUGACUUGUUUCAGUAAUUCGAGUGACCAAAAUUGAUAUUAAAGUUUUCUAGUGACUAAAUAUGACACGAUUUAAUAAUCUCAGUGACUAAAUGUGGUAUUUACCCAAUUCCUCUAAAUUGCAAAUUGAACUUAUAUUUGAUUGUUAUGGUACAAAUAUAACAUGGACCUUAAAACACCAAUUCUUCCAAUAAUAGUAUAUUAGUAGUUGGGCAUCCAUGAGAGAAACCUAGGGAGGGUUGUUUAAGGUGAAUGUUGAUGCAUGCAGUGACCUUCUCCGAUGGAGGAACUGGCUUUUGCAUGGCUAUACGACGAGACAAACGGAUGCCAAUUUCACAUGGCGGCAGUGCAUAGAUCGUGAACGAGCUGGACGCUGGAGAUUGAAGAGGCAAAAUCGAUGUUGUGGGACAUGCGAUUAGCUCUGAAUCACAACUACAACCCAAUUUUGAUGGAACCGGACUUUAAGACUUUGAUUGACAAACUUGGGAGAGAGGAUAUGAAGAAAAUGAAGGCGGAGAUGGUUUGUGACGGUCGGACAGGGUUGUGGAUUGCCUUACGUUGGGCCAUCAAUGGUGUUGAGGGCUUCAUUUUUUUUUUUUUUUUAAUUUGUGCACUUGUGUUGGACUAUUUGUUGUUCUUUUGUUGGUUAAUGAUUUUUUUUUGGUGUAAGGUAUAAGAUCUAUAGUUGAAUCUCUUUUGAUAAUACAAGUUAUUGGGACCCCACUAGUUCUUAACGUGAGAUUAGAGUCUUCUGUGAUCGGAAGGUUUUCUCUUCAAAUUCCGACAACCCUCACUUGUUAAGCACGUGGUAUUCAAACCCGUGCAAAUUUCAAACCCUUAUGAGUGACUUUUAUUUGAUGCGAUGUGUUAGUAUGUGGUAUAAAAUUCAUAAUUGAACCUUUUCUAGCAACUCGAGUUAUUGAGAUUAGGGUUUGUCUCUCCUCCAGGACGCUCUUAUAUGAUGUGUAUGUGUCUUUGUGGUUACUGAUUAUGCAAAUUGCUUAGUUGAAAGUAGGGGAUUCUGUAAAGAAUCGGAUCGAAUUAAGAUAGGACUUACCAUAACUCCAUAAGCAAAUAAAAAAUAAGGACCAGAACUGACCAAUCGUUCAUUUGGUUCAAAUCGAUUUGGUUGAAAUUAAAUUUUUGUUCAUUAUUAAUAAAAAUAUUUUAUAGGA
Molecule: messenger RNA, 3000 nt
Organism: Linum trigynum
Lineage: Eukaryota; Viridiplantae; Streptophyta; Magnoliopsida; Malpighiales; Linaceae
Source: the annotation of a GenBank genome assembly